AGUGCUAGGAGGGUGUGUGCUUUCAGACAUGCGAGGCCUGAAAUGCUGAACUCCUUCAAUAGAGCAUCGAAGAGGAAACUCAUCCCGAAUUCAAGAAUGGCAGAGUACACAUCUCUUCUAUAAAGAGAAGCUGUUCCUGUCAUCCGGCAAAAGUGUGAGUUGAGAAGGAGUGCUGAAAAAUGGAGGACCCCAGUGACGAAGAUUCAUUUGUUGAACUUUACUGUGAGGUAGCAGAAGAGACUCCUCUGACCCCAUGUACUGACAGCAUGGAUGACAGUCAGCAGAGAGAUCCAAAUGUGCCGUGUGCUGUAGAGACAACAGUCUUUCAUGUCCAUGGAGAGAAAGUUUACCAGCAUUCAGAGACCCCUGCUGGGAAAGUGGAGAGCUACAUCAUAGUCAAUUGCACCGAGGGAGAAGAUGAACAAGAAACAAUGGACACAACCACAACACCGCCAGAGGAGCAGAACCCCAUCCAGGUUCCUGCAGAACCCAAGAACGACACUCCAGAGACUGCUGUGACAGCUGAAGUAAAAAAGACACAACUAAAGAGCCUGUUGGAGGAUCUGGGACUGGAACAUCACUUCAAGGAGAAGCUAUCCCUGAGCAAAAUACUCCAGAUCGAUAAGAAGACCAUCACUGAUGAACCCACCAGGCGUAAUUCAGAUCUUCCAUGGUACUUUCUAAAGAAACUGAUGAUGGUUAAUGUGACAGCUAGAAAUGUGAAGUUUACAUCUGAAAGUGAAUCUGCCUGUGAUGCUGAAUCAGAAGGAACAGAUUUUGAUUUUGAAGAUCUUCUUGGUGCUCUGCAGUCAGGUGACAUGCUGAACCCUCUUGACAUAAUCACUGCUCUCUUUCUGUGUUCUGAUGGUUUUGUACAACAAGAAAUGGCCCUCAAAAUGUCCAUGUGUCAGUUUUCUGUGCCUCUGCUGCUUCCUAAUUGUGACACAGAGCAGUGCACACUAACACUUUGGGCCAUGAGAGACAUAGUGAAAAAGUACAGACCUUCAUCACUUUCAGAAUCCAAGGGCUUUAUUGAAGAUAGGAUUGUUGUCUCUAAACUUCCGAUGGUUUCCUUUGUGAGACUGGGUGAGUGCUCUUUGUCUAAGUCAGAAAUCCUCAAUAAACUUCUUAGUAAUUCUCAGCAGUACCAUGAUACAUUCAUACACUGUGACAUGGAAAAUGGUGACUCUCCCAGACGAAUAUCCAAUGGACUGACUGAAGUUACCUGGUAUCUACCCUGUGGAAACAAAAACAUGGAUGUUUUCAGUGAGCCAGUAGCUGUAGCUAACCUUCGUGGAGACAUUGCUUCAUUUGAGACACAGUUUUCUUUUCUGUGUCUGACAUCUGCAGCAGUUUUUGUGUUCUUUGACAAUCUGGACCCUGAGUGCAACCUGCUCACAAACCAAAACCACAAGGCACAGAUCUUCCUGGUGGGAAACCAUCAGAGCCAGCAAUUCAGAAUGGACGCUUUGAAGAAAAUGGCAAACAAGCUGAACCUGACAAAAAACAACAUCCUUCUAAAGACUAAGCAAAUGAAUGAUGCAAACUUUAUCGAAAACCUACGUAAGACAGUCAACAGUGUGGUGGAGAACUCAGAGAAAAAGAUGAACAUUGAACAGAUGGCUGACAUUGCCCAUGAACUGGGAAUCUGGGUUGAUGAAGACUGUCAAGAGUGUCAGAAAGCAAAGGUAAAUGCAGAUGCCAUCACUGCACAAAUUCAAGACAUCCUGAAAUACAAAGAAGAUCAGCUACCAUUGCAGGGAGAAAUAUGGAAGAAACUGACCAGCAAUGAGAAGGAAAUGUUCCGGCUUCGAAAAGUUGGAUCAGAAAACAUAGAAAAGUACAAAAGUGAUCUUCAGAAAGAGCAAGAAAAACUUCGGGCACAACAGAACACUUACGAUAUGUCUAUUGCCAUGACAUGUUUCAUCAAUGCAAUAUCAAGACCAGGUAUUGAGAGAUGUUAUUUCCUGAAAUGGAUGAGGAUGAACCUUGAUAAUCUGUCUCGAGAGAAACUGUCAGGCCUCAGAGAGGCUUACAAAAACAAAAACCAAAGUCCUGAAAACAAAGAUGAAAUCAAAAAAAUUGACCAACAACUCUCCAACAGCUCACUUGGGAUUGAACACUUCUUCCGUGAAAUGGGUCAGAUCUAUGAAGCCUCAGUUUCUCUCCCAGAAACAAACCAGUCACGUCAACAGUUAGCUCAUCUGCCCAGACUGUGUGCAGGGUUGUUGCUUGAUGGAUUUCCUCUUGAGCUUGUAGAUGGUGAUGCUUCAAACAUUCCUCUCAGAUGGGUAACUGAUGUUCUGACUCAGCUCAAUGACUUGGUGUCUCCUCAGAGCAAGAUACUGGUGGUCACAGUUCUUGGAGUUCAGAGUACAGGGAAGUCUACUCUCCUCAACACCAUGUUUGGAGUACAGUUUGCAGUCAGCAGUGGUCGAUGCACCAGAGGUGCCUUCAUGUUGCUCAUCAAAGUCAAUGAAGACAUCAAACAAGAACUCAACUGUGACUUCUUGGUGAUCAUUGACACUGAGGGCUUAAAGUCACCAGAGCUUUCAAAACUAGACAACAGCUAUGAGCAUGACAAUGAGCUGGCAACACUUGUUGUGGGGUUGAGUGACAUCACUAUCAUCAACAAUGCAAUGGAGAAUUCCACAGAAAUGAAGGACAUCCUGCAGAUAGUUGUGCACGCCUUUCUCAGAAUGAAAUCUGUGGGCAAAAAACCCAGAUGUCAGUUUGUUCACCAGAACGUGGCAGAUGUAUCAGCCCCUGAGAAGAACUUACGAGAAAGAGAACUGCUCCUGGAACAGUUAAAUGAGAUGACCCAGGCAGCUGCCAAAAUGGAGAACAAGGAGGAGUACAAGAGCUUCACUGAUGUGAUGGAGUACAGUCCAGACACUGGGAACUGCUACGUCCCAGGACUCUGGAAUGGGAGCCCACCAAUGGCACCAGUUAAUGCAGGGUACAGUGAGGUCACUUAUGAGCUCAAGAAAAACAUCCUUAAAGUCCUGGGAGAUUGUGAGUCUUCUUCCAACAAUCUCCUGGAGUUCACAGAGUGGAUAACAAGCCUGUGGAAUGCUGUCAAACAUGAGAACUUCAUCUUCAGCUUCAGAAACAGCCUGGUGGCUGAUGCAUACAUGAGGCUCUGCACAGAAUUCAAUAAAUGGGAAUGGGAAUUCAAAAAAGACAUGUACACAUGGACAAAAAAGGCAGAAAUCAGGAUUUCUAACUUUGGCAGAGUGAAAUCUGAGGUGUCUGACAUUGGCCAACUGUUCACUGUUUUGAAAAGCGAAGCAUGCACAGUGCUGUCUGAAUGGGAGACAAAGCUUCUUGAAAAUCUGGACAAGUACUUCAAGCAAACUGAGGGUCAUGUAAAAUUUGUUGAAGCAUACAGAGAGGACUUUGCAAACAGUGCAAAGAGCCUUCGUCAAGAAAUGGAAAGCUCUGUAUACAACCAACUCACAGUUGCAGCAGACAUCAGAAAGGGAAUGGAAGAUCUUGACAGAAUCAAGGCGAACCACACAAAAGAAUUAGAAGAGAGAGUGAGAGCAUUGAUUAAAGAAUGCAGAAAGAAAAAAGUGGACAUGACAGAAAGAAAGCUGGAUGAAGAAUUUGACAAGAUGUGGAAUAAAAUGUUGAAGGAACAAGUCCUUUACAAACAAAUGACCAUGGAUGUCAUGGGAAAUGUAGCCUACUACCUAAGAGACAAUCUAAAACACAAGGGGAGUCUUGCAUGUGAAUUGUUAAGUCAAAAAAGGCUGCAGGAUUGUGGACAAAUGCCUUUCAAAUACACAGCUGAUGGACGCAUCAAACAAUUUGUGCACUCAGUCAGCAAAUUUUUCAGCAUUGAAGAUCAUGUAAUGGCACUACGAAGAGUAGCUGAUGGUAUCAUAAGGGAUUGCACACACUUCGUGAACGAAAAAUUGGAAAGAAAGAACAACUACCACAGCACUUUCAUCCAGGAGAUCCUUCACCUGAUCGAUGAGGGACUGAAAAACCACAAGGAUGUGAAGAUAGAGAUAGACUUUGAGGUUUCUCUGAAACAGCACAUCUGUGCAAAUGCAGCCAGAGAGUUUCAGAAAAUGCAUGAAGAUUUCAUUCAAAGGAAUGAUCCCUCCAGAUGUCUCAAUCAAAACAAAGAGAGGAUCCGUGCUAACUUCAAGGAUGAGUUCUAUGAACUAGACCAGUGCCAGAAGAAGGCAGAAGAGUUCACAGAGCACUGCCUGAGACCGGCUGUUGUAGACUUUAUCAACAUUUCAUUGGGUCCUGAUAUCACUGGAGAAAUUAUGACAAAGUUCCAAUUCAGCACACGAAUGUUCUUCCAGUACUCAGUCUUACUGGAUCUGCUUUCAAAGGACAACUUUGCAGACUACCUGAACUACAUCUGCUCAUAUGAGCAGUUUGUAAAGAGAUGGAUCAAGGAUGAAAUGUUAAAGCUCAUGACCAAUGAGAUGUUCUUUGAGUCCGAGGAUCGGCAUCUCAGGUCGAGUAUCAAGAGCAUAAAUGAUGCGAUACGCACAGCUCAAGCAAAAGAAAGUGACAACCUGCAGAACCUAAUUCAGGAUAUCCGUCAGGAACUUGGUGAAAAACUGGUCAUUUCUGAUGAUGCUCUCGGUCCUUUCAUGAUCCUGAACAACGUCAACCAGGAACAGUUUGCUCAGUGGCUCACUGUGUCUGUGAAGGACAUGGAAGAAGAUCUCAGAAAGCAGUUUAAAAAGACUAACAUCAAAACCAAGCUCUCAAAUCUUCAUGAAAAUCCUGAGAAUGAGCUUUUCAAAAGAGUUAUUGGAUGUAGCCGACAGUGUCCAUUCUGCAAAGCACCCUGUGAGGCUGGAGGAACUGAGCAUAAGGAGCACCAAACUUCAAUGCACCGACCACAGGGUCUGGGCAUAUCCUUGUGGAAAGGGUCGGAGAGACUUGUCAUUGACAUUUGCUCUUCCUUGGUUAGCAGUGACAUUUCAUUUCGCUGCAGUGCCACAAAUGGUGAAUGGCAACCUUACAAAGAGUACACAAAGAUUUACCCUGACUGGCGGAUUGCUCCAGAUAACAGCCUUCAGGCUUCAGACUACUGGAAAUAUGUACUGAACAGGUUCAACAGAGAGUUUGCUGAAGCAUACAAUGCAAAGCAGGCUGAUAUUCCAGGUGCUUGGAAAGCUAUCACACCAGAACUUGCUGAGGAGAGUCUGAAAAAGUCAUUCAAUGUCAAAUAAGACACUCAGAACACUUCGCCUCUUACAUUCAGCAUGCAAAGAUGCACUUCUAUGUAAAAGUGACAACAAACAGAUACAUGUUUUUAAUGGAAAGAGAAAGCUAAAAACAAGGCUUACAAUAUGGGGAGAAAUAAUUGCAGUAGUAGAUACUGACAUUUUUCCUGGUUGAUAAGGACUGUUUAGGAGUCCAUGUACAGGAUUUUUUUUGUGACCAUUUUAACUGCAAUAUGGUCGUUGAAAAGAUGAACACACCUAAAGAAUGACAAGUGACCAAAACAAGUUUUCCUAUGACAGUGUUUUUUUGUUUAUUAUUUUAUAAGUAAACCAACAUCUCUUAGUAUUUGUUUGUCAUUACAAAGCAGAAGAUCUUUGAAUAUGACUAAAACUUUAAAAAUACUUUUGUUGCUGUUUGUUAUGUGUUCUGAGUAUAUAAAGCAUAAACUAUCAGACAUGUUGAAACACUCGUCUGUGAUUGCUUACUCAGCAUUAAGAAGCAAGAUCAGUGGUUUACAUUGGUGACUUUGGUACAGGAGUUUUGGGGUUUAAAUUAGACCACGUGGACAAAGUCUUUAACACCAUUAACACCUGUUUAUCUCUCAGAUGUAUGUGGCUUUGUAGAAAAGAAUCUGCUAAGUGACACACUAAAAUAUUUCUUUUACAUUUGGUGAUGUUAACAUUUUUACAUGACAUAAAUUGUAUUAAAUCAGAGCUGGAUCGAAGGAAAUGAUUUUUUGGGUUUACAGUUAAAGGACAAUGUCACCAGAGCUAUCCUUAUUAUUCUUUUUUUCUCAUAAUUUUAACUGUAUUCUUGUUGUUUGUUGAAGAUAUAAAAUGUUUGCAUUUCCAGUUUGAUUAAAUUUGUUCAGCAGUGCUCCAUCAAGUUUUGUCUCACAUAUAUAACCCUAUGAAACCAUUAAAUAAAGAUUAGAAUCAGCACAUUGA
Cheilinus undulatus (humphead wrasse) is the source of this 6149-nucleotide messenger RNA. Its product is annotated as interferon-induced very large GTPase 1-like. Bases 180 to 5207 code for a protein of 1675 amino acids. Gene Ontology annotation, molecular function: GTP binding. The record is from RefSeq and is a predicted model, not a curated record. NCBI's taxonomy places the organism in Eukaryota, Metazoa, Chordata, Actinopteri, Labriformes, Labridae. The transcript is spliced from 5 exons.